Dentiscutata erythropus is the source of this 255-nucleotide messenger RNA. NCBI's taxonomy places the organism in Eukaryota, Fungi, Glomeromycota, Glomeromycetes, Diversisporales, Gigasporaceae. The record is from the annotation of a GenBank genome assembly.
AUGCAAAAAAAGCCCGAAAAAAAAAAAGAUAAAGAAACUAUAUCUAAAUCUGAACCACAAAAGAAGCGUAAAAAUCAAACACUAAAUAAGAAUAAUAGUGGCAGUAAUUUAGUUUGUACAUCUACUGAAUUAUCUGUCACUAUUCCUACGGCACAAGAACAACAAAGUUAUGUUGAAUGGGAAGACAAAAAACUCCAAAUGCAGCAAAAAAAUUUGGAAUUACUUAAGGACGAAGUUGCUCUUCGGGAAAAUUAA